ACGUAGGGUAUGGGCUGCAAUCGCUGACAUCCUGCACUGGCUGACAGUUUAAAACUCAUCCUCUCUCAUGUGACUUCAGUUUUUAUCAAACUUAGGCAAGAUUUACUUAAAUUAUGACAAAGUGAAUUGAUCCGUGUUAGUUAUAUUGACUGAGAUAUAAUGAAUAUUUCGCAAAAAUAAAAGUUUCUGCAAGUGUAAAGUUCUUUGACUUCGAGUGACAUUAACUGCUAGCUGGGUGUUGUUUCAUCUAUUCACACAAAGUCUCAUCCUGGAUUCUGGUUUUCCACCAACUGAAAAAAUGACACCAACACCGUCGGGGAAGAUGUUGGAAGGAAUGGCUUACAAAACUUCCGACUCUACCAUGAAAUCGGAAACAGACUUAGAGAAACCAAAGAAUGAAACUAAAGAAUAUAAAAUGCAAGUUGUUUGGAAUCGAAUUGCCAUUCUUAUAUACCUACAUCUUGCUGGAUUCUACGGAAUGUAUCUAAUGUGUACCAAAUCCCACAUUCUGAGUCCAUUUCUCAUGUACGGAUUCGUGAUAUUGACUGGAUUGGGAACUGGAGCCGGCUGUCAUAGACUUUGGAGUCACAGGGCUUACAAGGCUAAACUGCCAAUGCGAAUAAUUAUGAUGUGUCUUCAAACUAUAGGAUAUCAGGGUCACAUUUAUGGAUGGGUUAGAGACCACAGAGUGCAUCACAAAUUCGUUGAUACUGAUGCUGACCCUCAUAAUUCGAAAAGGGGAUUUUUUUUCUCCCACAUGGGGUGGCUAAUGGUUAAAAAGCAUCCUGAAGUAAGAAGGAAGGGCGCUACCGUUGACCUCAGUGACCUUAAGAAAGAUCCUGUUGUUAUGUUCCAAAAAAAGUAUUAUGCUCCAAUGGUGGCCCUUUUCUGCUUCGGGAUACCAGCAGCAACUGUUCACUACCUUUUUGGAGAACCAUGGUUUGAUGCCUACCACCUUGCAUGUGCCAAGUUUCUAUGGAGUACGCAUUUAACUUGGCUCAUCAAUUCCGGCGCUCAUAUGUGGGGUGCUCGACCUUAUGAUAAGACCAUGACAGCUAGAAACAAUCUUGCACUUGCUGUUGCUGUAGUUGGAGAAGGGUGGCACAACUAUCAUCACGUAUUCCCUUGGGAUUACAAGUCAUCGGAGCUCGGUAAUUACAAAACAAACACACCCACAGCCUUCAUCGACUUCUUUGCGUGGCUAGGCCUUGCUUACGAUCUCAAGACUGUUCCAACGGCCAUGAUUAACAAACGAGCAGCAAGAACUGGCGAUGGCACCAGAGUCAGUGCAUUUUUCGAUAAUGAUCAUCAGAGAAAGGAACAUGAAGCUGACAAUGUUUGGGGCUGGGAUGAUAAAGAUAUGGCAGAGGAGGACAAAAAGGAGGCUUUAAUUCUUAACAAGGAACAUUAGAUUUCCCGUUACUACACAAUUUAAUUAAUUCCAAUUUUCAUCAUAUCGAAAUUUAUCGCCUGAAAGGAGUACAAUGGCAAAAAGUUAACAACUAAAAAAAUUCGUCAGUAUAUUAAAUUUUUAAAUUAUCUUGGCUGUUGGUUUACUAUAAAGUACUCGUUUUUAUAUCAACUUAGAAAAGAAGCUACAUUACAUUUUAUUACUAAAAAGGUGGCCAUAAAGGUUUCAAAUACCAGAUUGUAUUCAUAAUGAUAUACUAUACGAUAAAAUUAAGAUAAUCUUCGACAAGUGUAAUGUCGAAUUUAAAGUAGAGAAAAUGAAUGGAUCUACAGCUAUUCUCAUUUCAGUAGAAAUAUAAUGUAAAAACAGUAAGGUUGCUUAUAGGGUGAAUGCAUCAAUAGGCAAACAAAUAAGCAAAUUCGAAUUCUGUAGCCAAUUUUUCUUAUGAUAUCCAUUAUUUCGAAAUAUAAAAAAAUUCUUAUGGUGAAUGUUAA
Messenger RNA from Belonocnema kinseyi, 1905 nucleotides. Its product is annotated as acyl-CoA Delta(11) desaturase-like. Gene Ontology annotation, biological process: unsaturated fatty acid biosynthetic process. The transcript is spliced from 7 exons. Gene Ontology annotation, cellular component: endoplasmic reticulum membrane. Bases 299 to 1411 code for a protein of 370 amino acids. Gene Ontology annotation, molecular function: stearoyl-CoA 9-desaturase activity; iron ion binding. The record is from RefSeq and is a predicted model, not a curated record. Lineage: Eukaryota; Metazoa; Arthropoda; Insecta; Hymenoptera; Cynipidae.